Glycine soja is the source of this 3441-nucleotide messenger RNA. RefSeq names its product glutamate receptor 3.7-like. Lineage: Eukaryota; Viridiplantae; Streptophyta; Magnoliopsida; Fabales; Fabaceae. Gene Ontology annotation, molecular function: glutamate-gated receptor activity; G protein-coupled receptor activity. The coding region runs from base 355 to 3084 and encodes 909 amino acids. Gene Ontology annotation, cellular component: plasma membrane. Gene Ontology annotation, biological process: G protein-coupled receptor signaling pathway. The transcript is spliced from 6 exons. The record is from RefSeq and is a predicted model, not a curated record.
GUAUUUUUAGUAUGUGGUAUGCUACCUCUCUUCACUUUCUCUCUCUAUUCUACCCAUCAUUUCCCAAUAUUUCUUUAUCCAAUACUAUACUCUCUUGGAAUAGAAUGGCACCUUUCUUUUAGACCAGUGGCAGUGAUUGGGUUGAAUUAAAUGCCCGUCAAUAGCUAAACAACUUUAUGCUGUAGGGCAUCGUUGUAUUUCUGCUUUUCCAACCAAACUCAUCUGGGCACCCAGAAAUUUGCAAUCUUUCUUCUAUUUCAACCAUGUUUUGGCGCUUUUGGAAACUGGGUGUCAGCAAGUUUGGGUCUUUACGGUGAAGAAAUUGGUGGGUUGACUUUAAAUUGGGGGUCAAACAUGAAGAAAUUUAUGUUUUUGCAACUUGUCACAUGGAUUUGGAUAUGUGGUGUUGCUCACAGCAGAAGGCCUGGCAGUGUGAACAUUGGUGCGGUUUUUGCUUUCGACACUGUCAUAGGUAGAGCUGCGAAGACGGCUAUGGAAAUGGCCAUUUCUGAUGUCAAUGAGGACCCCACAGUUCUCAAGGGAACCAAACUCAACUUGAUUAUGAAGGAUGCCAUGUGCAAUGCCUUUCUGGGAUCAAUUGGAGCUUUUCAGGUACUUGAGAAAGGGGUUGCAGCCAUAAUUGGUCCACAGUCAUCUGCCGUAGCUCACACGGUUUCUCAAAUUGCUGAUGCUCUCCAAGUUCCUCUUGUUUCAUAUGCUGCCACCGAUCCAACCCUGUCCUCCCUCCAGUUUCCAUUCUUCAUUCGAACUACACAAAGUGACUUGGCACAAAUGACUGCAAUGGCUGAUCUAAUUGACUUUCAUGGAUGGAAAGAGGUCAUUGUUGUAUUCUUGGAUGAUGAUUAUGGAAGAAAUGGAGUAUCUGCUUUGAGAGAUGAGCUUGAAAAAAGGAGAUUGAGAAUUUCUUAUAAAUUGCCUUUAAGUAUUAAGUUUGAUUUGGAUGAAUUCACUAACUUGCUCAAUCAAUCCAAAGUGUUUGGUCCUCGUGUGUAUGUUGUUCAUGUCAACCCUGAUCCGAGAUUGAGAAUUUUUUCCAUUGCCCAUAAUCUUCAAAUGAUGGCCAAGGAUUAUGUCUGGCUUGUCACGGAUUGGCUCUCAGCUACACUAGAUUCAUUAUCUCCUGUGAAUCAGACCUCUUUCAGUGUUCUCCAUGGGGUUGUUGGUCUUCGUCAACACAUUCCAGAUUCCAGCAAAAAGAAAGCUUUUGUUUCUCGAUGGAUAGAAAUGCAAAAAGAAGGAUUAGCAAAUACUAGUUUGAACUCUUAUGGAAUUUAUGCUUAUGACACAGUUUGGGCAGUUGCACGUGCAAUUGAUAUAUUCAUCAAAGUACACAAUACUAUUACCUUCUCGUUUCCUGAUAACUAUAACUUAUCUCAUAUGGUAGGAAUUGGUAUUCAGCUUGACAAGCUCAAAAUCUUUGCUGGUGGAUCUGAUCUUGUCGACAUAUUAUUACAAUCAAAUUUUACUGGUGUGAGUGGCCAACUUCAUUUUAAUUCUGACAGAAGUAUUGUAAGUGGUGGUUAUGAUAUUAUAAAUGUCAAUCAGAUGGGAAUUAAAGGUGUUGGUUUUUGGUCUAAUAAUUCAGGAUUUUCAGUUGUACCCCAUACAGCUCUUAAAAAACGGAAAUAUAACAGGUUUUCCCAAGAUCAGAAGCUUGGAAAUAUUACUUGGCCCGGUGGAAUUACCGAUCGACCUCGUGGCUGGGUGAUUGCUGAUAAUACCAAGCCACUGAGAAUUGGAGUGCCAAAAAGAGCAAGUUUUGUUGAAUUCGUAACUGAACUGCCAGAUAGUCAUCAAAUUCAGGGGUACUGCAUCGAUGUCUUCAAGAAAGCCCUAGAAUUUAUCCCAUAUGAAGUUCCUUUUGUAUUCAAGCCUUUUGGGAACGGUAAAGCAAAUCCCAAUUAUGAUGCACUUGUGAAAAUGGUUGAUGAAAAUGUAUAUGAUGCAGUUGUUGGAGACAUUGCAAUUGUGACAAAUCGUACAAUGAUUGUGGAUUUUUCUCAGCCUUUUGCAUCCUCUAGCCUUGUCAUAGUGGCUCCUAUCAACAAAGCAAGAUCAAAUGCUUGGGUGUUCCUCCAACCAUUUACGGCAGAUAUGUGGUGUGCCACUGCUGCAUCAUUUUUGGUGGUUGGAGUUGUUAUAUGGAUUCUUGAGCACCGAGUCAAUAAUGACUUCCGUGGUCCUCCUAAGAAGCAAAUUGUGACAAUGUUAAUGUUCAGCCUCUCAACAUUGUUUAAGAAAAAUCAGGAAGACACCGUAAGCUCACUUUCUAAAAUGGUGAUGAUAGUCUGGCUUUUUCUAUUGAUGGUGAUCACGGCUAGCUAUACAGCGAGCUUGACUUCAAUUCUUACAGUGGAGCAGCUUUCAUCGCCCAUCACUGGAAUUGAUAGCUUGAUUGCAAGUAACUGGCCUAUCGGAUACCAAGUAGGAUCAUUUGCUUACAACUAUCUGACAGAUAAUCUUUAUGUAUCAAAAUCAAGACUUAUUCCCCUAGGCUCCCCCGAGGAAUAUGCUACAGCACUUCAGAAGGGGCCAUCUGGUGGAGGGGUGGCAGCUAUCAUUGAUGAGCUUCCAUAUGUUGAGUUAUUUCUGUCAAAUGAAACUGAUUUUGGUAUUAUUGGACAGCCAUUCGCCAGAAGCAGUUGGGGAUUUGCUUUUCAGAGAGAGUCUCCUCUUGCCUAUGACAUGUCUACAGCAAUUUUGAAACUCUCUGAGAAUGGAGAUCUCCGUAAGAUACAUGAGAAGUGGUUCUGUAAAAUGGGUUGUGCUGAAGAUAGGACAAGCAACUCCAAGCCUGACCAGCUUCACUUGAUUAGCUUUUGGGGUCUGUAUCUCUCAUGCGGUAUUGUCUUGCUUGUUGCACUUGCACUGUUUCUGCUGCUAAUGAUUCGCCAAUAUGCCCGCUUCAAACAAAGACAAAAAGAUGUUGCUUCUUCAUCCACAGAACCAUCGGGCAUUCAUUGUUCCCAGGUUGUUGUUAACUUCUUUAACUUCAUUGAUGAGAAGGAAGAGGCCAUCAAGAAAAUGUUCACUCAAUGUGACAAUCAUCACAACCCCAACUGAGAUAAUUAUUAUGGUUGUGUUGCAAGAGGGCUCAAAGUGGUAGAUUUCAGUAAACUGCUGUCAUUUGGGCAGUUUGCUUAAGAUGUUUAUAUGAUACCUGAUAGCAAUAUAUCUUUGUAGAGUGACAAUAAUGAUAGUCUUGUACAUUAUUUGUAGUACUAGUUUUUUUCUUCUAUCAUAAGUCUUUAUUUUAUAGUCAAAUGGACAUCAUGAUGCUUAAGAUGGUUUACUCAUAUCAAUUGUAAUGUGUUGUGAAAUUUGAGUGCUAAUGAUCUGUACACCUGACAUGACUAAAAGUUUUGGCAGCUGUUAUCCCAUUACUUGUUAUUAAUUCGAUUAAUCAAAUAUUAAUGAUUU